AAAACGUUUAAAAAAAUGAAAAAGUUUAAUAUAAUUUUAAUUUUAUUAUUAAUUGUAUGUUUAAAUAUUGUUUUGUGUCAAGAACAUCAUAUUUUAGGCCCACCGAAAACUAGAAAUAAUAAAAAACAACAAGAUGUUGACGAAGAUGAUGAAUCAACAUCAUCUUCAUCGUCGACACGUCGUGAUCAGUUAACUGAUGAAGAGUUUAUUGUUUUAAAAGUUAUGUCUGCACCAGAUUUAACUAAAGAACAGGAGAAACGAAAAGGUGAUUCUUCAGAGAAGAAUGAAGAUAAUUCCAUUGAUUCAAAUUCGAAAGAUGCAGAGAAUGUUGCCUUAUUAAAAGAUGGUGCCUGGUUAACACGAAUGGUACAAGAAAUGAGUGGUCUUCAAUAUCAUUUAAGCGACGACGACCUGGAUAAAGAUUUAACUGAUAUAUCAGAUUCUUUAGAUGCUGAUGCAAUUGAUUCAGAUACCGCAUCAUUGUUAUUAAAUGAUAAUGGGGACGAAAGUGAUCAAACACCGCCAGUGGUAUUAACAGCCGAAGAAAAAGAAAUUCAACAAAUAUACGACAAAGGAAUGUCAAUCUUAAAUAAAACAAAAUCAGACAAAGUAGCUGCAUAUGCUUUAUUAUCCGAAGCAAGUGUUCGUGGGCAUAAAGAUGCGCGAGCCGCUAUAGCAUGGGCACAUUUGUUUGGAAAUCCAUUAGAUCAAAAUCUUCAACUAGCCAAAGAGAUGUUUACUUCUCUAGCAGAUGAAGGACAUUCUGGUGGACAUAUGGGAAUGGGAUUUUUAUACGCCACUGGGAUUUUAGUGAAUGUUAGCCAAGCAAAAGCAUUAGUACAUUAUACACUAGCUGCUAUUGGCGGUGAUGUUUGGGCACAAAUGGCAAUUGGUUAUCGUUAUUGGUCUGGUGUAACAGUGACAUCGAAAUGUGAAAAAGCAUUAGAUUUUUAUCGUAAAGUUGCAAAUAGAGUCGGACAAUCAAUAUCAUUUUCGGGAGGUGCAGCCAUACAACGAGUACGCUUACUUGAUGAAUUAGAGAAUGGUUACACAUCGGGAGUAGUUGAUAACGAUUUAAUUGAAUAUUAUCAACUGUUGGCUGAAAAAGGUGAUAUUCAAGCACAAGUAGCCCUGGGUCAAUUACAUUAUCAAGGUGGGCGUGGUGUCGAUUUAGAUUACCAAAAAGCAUUACAUUAUUUUACGCAAGCUGCUAAUGCAGGUAAUGCUGUUGCUAUGGCAUACUUAGGUAAGAUAUACUUGGAUGGAAGCGAUGAAGUGAAACAAGAUAAUGAAACAGCCUUGAAAUAUUUCCGAAAAGCAAGUGAAUUAGGGAAUCCAGUUGGACAAAGUGGUCUUGGAUUAAUGUAUUUAUAUGGACGUGGUGUUGAUAAAGAUUAUCCAAAAGCUUUAAAAUAUUUUACAUUAGCUGCUGAUCAAGGUUGGGUUGAUGGCCAGUUACAAUUGGGGAAUAUGUAUUUUAAUGGUAUUGGUGUUCGUCGUGAUUAUAAAUUAGCAAAUAAAUAUUUUAGUCUAGCAUCACAAUCAGGACAUGUGUUAGCUUUUUAUAAUUUAGGACAGAUGCAUGCUGCAGGCAGUGGAAUGAUGCGAUCAUGUCCAACCGCAGUCGAAUUAUUUAAAAAUGUUGGUGAACGCGGUCGAUGGAGUGAAUUAUUAAUGCAAGCACAUGCUGAUUACAGAGAUGGUCGUUUUAAUGAAGCAUACAUUCAAUAUGCAUUAUUAGCGGAGCUAGGAUAUGAAGUAGCACAAAGCAACACAGCAUUUAUGUUAGAUCGUAAUGAAGUUCCAAUGUUAUCAAAUGAUGAAGCAUUAAUACGUGCAUUAUUAUAUUGGGGACGAGCAGCUGCUCAAGGUUAUUCACCUGCUCAAGUUAAAUUGGGUGAUUAUCAUUAUUAUGGUUUGGGGACACCAGUUGAUUAUGAAGCCGCUGCUCAACAUUAUCGUCUAGCUUCUGAACAACAACAUAAUGCUCAAGCAAUGUUUAAUUUAGGUUAUAUGCAUGAACAAGGUUUAGGAAUGACAAAAGAUAUGCAUUUAGCUAAACGUUUAUAUGAUUCUGCCGCUGAAACAAGCCAUGAAGCUAAAGUUCCUGUUGCAUUAGCAUUAUUAAAAUUACAAUUGAUGUUUAGUUUACAAUCAGUACAAGAUAGUCCAAUGGCAAUACUAUUAAAUUUAAAUGAAACGUUAGGUUCCGAUUGGGAUAUUUACUUAAUAACAUUAUUAUCAGCAAUAUUGGGUAUGAUAGUGUACUACCGACGACCGCAGCCUCAACCAUUGUUACAGCAACAACAACAAAAUGUACAACAGCAACAACAAAAUAACAUACAACAAGGUGUAUUGUAACAGUAAACAAGUCAUGUAAUAUUUAUUUCAUUCUUAUUAAAUAUAAUUUUUUUGUUUUACUA
Messenger RNA from Chrysoperla carnea, 2423 nucleotides. RefSeq names its product protein sel-1 homolog 1 (gene Hrd3). Gene Ontology annotation, cellular component: endoplasmic reticulum membrane. The coding region runs from base 16 to 2361 and encodes 781 amino acids. The transcript has 5 exons. NCBI's taxonomy places the organism in Eukaryota, Metazoa, Arthropoda, Insecta, Neuroptera, Chrysopidae. The record is from RefSeq and is a predicted model, not a curated record. Gene Ontology annotation, biological process: ERAD pathway. Gene Ontology annotation, molecular function: protein binding.